This is a messenger RNA of Glossina fuscipes, 2038 nucleotides long. RefSeq names its product sodium-coupled monocarboxylate transporter 1 (gene rumpel). Gene Ontology annotation, biological process: transmembrane transport; sodium ion transport. Gene Ontology annotation, molecular function: symporter activity. Gene Ontology annotation, cellular component: membrane. NCBI's taxonomy places the organism in Eukaryota, Metazoa, Arthropoda, Insecta, Diptera, Glossinidae. The transcript is spliced from 9 exons. The coding region runs from base 73 to 1887 and encodes 604 amino acids. The record is from RefSeq and is a predicted model, not a curated record.
AAAAAAAGAAAAGUAAAGUAAAAAUAUAUAAGGAAAUCGAUUAAAAUAUUUAUCGAUCAUAAAAAUAUCAUAAUGAAUGUGGAUGAAGUAAGAAAGACUUUGCAACGUUUCGGCUGGGCUGAUUAUUUGGUUUUUACACUUAUGUUGGCCAGUUGUGCUGUGAUAGGCAUACAUUUUGCUUUGAAAAUGCGUCGAAAAUCAAAAAAAACAUCCAACAUUAAGGAUGCUGAAGAUGAUUAUCUCGUAGGAGGACGUAAAAUGAAAUUAUUUCCCAUCACCAUGUCGCUAAUAUCAAGUUUCAUUUCCGGCAUCACACUCCUAGGCACAACUACCGACGUCUACUUGUAUGGCACUCAGUAUAUGUACACGAUAGGAUCCCUGCUGAUAAUGGGCCUUAUAAUGUACUCCAUCUUUCUGCCAGUCUUUCAUGAAUUGAAACUAAUAUCAACUUAUGAAUAUCUUGAGGCGCGUUUUGAUAAACGCACGCGAUUCUUAGGCUCCACUCUGUUCAUAUUUGGAUCGAUGGCUUGGCUGCCCAUAGUCAUUUAUGUGCCAGCGAUAGCUUUUAAUCAAGCCACAGGUAUUAAUAUCCAUCAAAUAACUCCUUUAGUUUGUCUGGUCUGUAUAUUUUACACAUGUGUGGGAGGCUUGAAAGCAGUCGUUUGGACGGACGUUAUCCAGACUAUCAUUAUGCUCGGCGCUAUGACAUUGGUCCUUGUUAAGGGCACCAUUGAGAUUGGUGGACCAGGAGUUGUUUUUCGUAAAGCCUUAGAAAGUGGCCGCAUUGAACCACCCAAUUUCACGCUGGAUUUAACGGAACGUUAUACGGCCUACUCUUUGUUCAUUGGCGGUAUAGCACAUUGGCUGAAAUCGAACGCCAUCAAUCAGAAUAUGAUCCAAAGGUACCUGGCCUUGCCAACACUAAAAAUGGCCCGCGCCGCAGUUUGGACUUUUAUUACGGGCAUCGUAAUAUUUUUACUCAUUUGCGGUUACUGUGGUCUCCUAAUUUAUGCAACCUAUUCUGAAUGUGAUCCCUUACAAACUAAGUUAACUCAGCACAAAGAUCAGCUGUUGCCUUUACUGGUGAUGGAUACCUUAGGCGAUUUUCCUGGUUUACCUGGCCUAUUCGUGGCAGGAGUGUUCAGCGCUGCUCUAUCAUCUUUAUCGACUGGUUUGAAUUCUAUGUCAGCGGUUAUUCUGGAGGAUUUUUUCAAAUCAUGGGUCGCAACCCCAUUAACAGCGACCCAAACGGCUUAUAUAAUGCGCUCGGUCGUUGUAAUAUUUGGCGCCAUCUGCGUAGCUUUGGUAUUUGUUGUCGAAAAGCUGGGAACUGUAUUGCAAUUAAGUAUAACACUAUCAUCAGUGUCUAACGGUCCAUUGCUGGGUAUAUUCACGGCAGGCGUCAUGUUGCCUUGGGUAGAAGAACUGGGCAUACUGUUCGGUGGCAUUACCAGCUUAAUAUUUAUGGUUUGGCUGUGUGUAAACGCCAAAUUGAACGAAGCCAAAGGCUUUAAAAUCGAUAUUCGGAAGCCGUCUUCAAUAGCCGGUUGCAAUUACACGUUUUCCGAUUUUACCGCUUUAAGUCUGGUUGCAGAUAAUUCCACUGAAACUGUAAAAGAAGUUAGUCCAUCAGGUUUCCAUAUUUACAACAUCUCGUUUCUGUACUACACAAUGCUUGGUGCUCUGAUUACUAUAACUAUUGCUUCAAUUGCAAGUUUUUGCCUGGGAUUCAAUAAAGUUGAGCAUGUAGAGCCUAAACUGCUGUCGCCGUUUGUGAGGCGCUGGCUGGAUCGACGCAAAGAAAGGAAACGCGCAAUUCAUCUGUCGAAGUAUACGAAACCGAGAUGUGUAAAAGUUCAGGUGAAGCAAACCGAGACGAAAGCUUAAAAUGUUUGCAGUCAAUCAUAACCACAAUACCUAUGCAAUAGAAUUGAAGGUGAAGCAAGCGAUUAUUGUUAAUUAAUUUCUUGUUUUGUUUGUUUUCUUUAAAUAUAAAUAAAAUAAGUUAUUAGAAAUAAAAAAGCGGUGAACAAAACAC